Messenger RNA from Serpula lacrymans var. lacrymans S7.9, 552 nucleotides. RefSeq lists its product as uncharacterized. Gene Ontology annotation, molecular function: rRNA binding; structural constituent of ribosome. Gene Ontology annotation, cellular component: mitochondrial large ribosomal subunit; ribosome. Lineage: Eukaryota; Fungi; Basidiomycota; Agaricomycetes; Boletales; Serpulaceae. The record is from RefSeq and is a predicted model, not a curated record. The coding region runs from base 1 to 552 and encodes 183 amino acids. Gene Ontology annotation, biological process: mitochondrial translation. The transcript is spliced from 4 exons.
AUGGCACCACUUGGAGCGAGGUUUCGCUCACAGCUUGCUCCCAGGCAAGUGCAGCACAUAAAACGUCACAAAGGACGCAUUCCUAUCCCAACUGGUGGUUCAACUAAAGGCACAACAUUAGCCUACGGCGAAUGGGGUAUCAGGAUCAAGGGAAUGGGAGUCCGUUUUAGUGCGAAGCAACUGACAACAGCCGAGGAAGUCAUCAAGAGAAAAAUCAAAGUGGUCAAAGGAGCGAAAGUAUACUUGAGGGUAUUCCCGGAUAUCCCUGUUUGCAUCAAGGGAAACGAAACGCGUAUGGGUAAAGGAAAAGGAACUUUCGAAUUUUGGGCAACGCGUGUACCUACCGGGCGAGUAAUCUUUGAAAUUGGAGGGACUCCAAUCAGAGAAGAGCUGGCGAGAGAUGCCCUGCGUCAAGCAGCGGAUAAACUGCCUACAACUAUGGAAUUCAUUACAAAAUCAUCGCCUCCUCGUUUGGGCAACAUGCUGGUUCAACCUGAACUCCCAGUGGUACCCCCUUCGCCUGCAGUAUCGCCCACUAUAGAGACAUCGUAA